GAAGACAUUCUCCAGGCCUGUCCAGCUAACAGUGUUUACUAUGAUCUUGGGGGCGUUUGUAGCGGCAAGUGCUGACCUGUCUUUCGACCUCCAAGGCUAUGUGUUUAUUCUGCUAAAUGAUGUUCUGACUGCAGCUAACGGAGCCUACGUCAAGCAGAAGCUAGACUCCAAGGAGCUGGGGAAGUAUGGCUUGCUGUAUUAUAAUGCGUUGUUUAUGAUCUUUCCAACAAUGCUGCUAGCUCAACUCACUGGAGACGUUCAGAGGGCGGUGGAGUAUGAUGGCUGGACAGACAUCCUGUUUCUCAGCCAGUUCAUCCUAUCCUGUAUAAUGGGGUUUGUGCUGAUGUAUUCUACAGUGCUCUGUACACAAUACAACUCCGCUCUAACCACCACCAUCGUGGGCUGUAUCAAGAAUAUUCUAGUGACAUACAUCGGGAUGGUGUUUGGUGGAGACUACAUUUUCUCUUGGACAAAUUUCAUUGGUUUAAAUAUCAGUAUUGCAGGUAGCCUGGUGUACUCCUACAUUACUCUGACAGAGGAACAGUCCAGUAAACCCUCUGAGAACGCCAUGGAGAUCAAGGGGAAAGUGGUGGUAUGACAUCAUGGUGACAUCGGUAUACCAGAGAAAGUCACUGGAGAUCCUUUUUCAAAUGUUAAUGGUACAAGAGAACAUUCUAUUUUUGGUACAUGUUGUAUUUAUGGACUUAACAGCUGUGGUUACCAUAGCAACCAACUGGACACCCCACCAUGGCAACAGGCUCCUCCCACUGGACAUGUGGAUUAGGAGGGUGUUGCUGGGGCAACAUGAUUUUAAAGGGUGCUUUUACUUAACUUCAUGUUUAGUCAUUAGACGAUUACAUCAUGGAGAGCACGGUCUUCCUGUUUUUGGUGAAAUGGGUUCAUGGGGAUUGAAUUCUCUCCUGAUGUCAGAACCAAGCAGAAUGUGUGGAAUGUUCCCUCAAACAGGAAUGGUCCAAUGGAAUCUGAGGCAGUAUUAUGUGGGUGCUGGUAUGUGCAUAAGAUGUUGUCCAUCAUACAGUUGAAGUCGGAAGUUUACAUACAUAUACACCUUAGCCAAAUACAUUUAAACUCAGUUUUUCACAAUUCCUGACAUUUAAUCCUAGUAAAAAUCCCCUGUCUUGGGUCAAUUAGG
Oncorhynchus tshawytscha (Chinook salmon) is the source of this 1153-nucleotide messenger RNA. Its product is annotated as UDP-N-acetylglucosamine/UDP-glucose/GDP-mannose transporter. The record is from RefSeq and is a predicted model, not a curated record. Gene Ontology annotation, molecular function: GDP-fucose transmembrane transporter activity; antiporter activity. NCBI's taxonomy places the organism in Eukaryota, Metazoa, Chordata, Actinopteri, Salmoniformes, Salmonidae. Gene Ontology annotation, cellular component: Golgi apparatus.